Molecule: messenger RNA, 919 nt
Organism: Nicrophorus vespilloides
Lineage: Eukaryota; Metazoa; Arthropoda; Insecta; Coleoptera; Silphidae
Product: thioredoxin, mitochondrial
Exons: 3
Coding region: 457-846 (129 amino acids)
Biological process (GO): cell redox homeostasis
Cellular component (GO): mitochondrion
Source: RefSeq, a predicted model, not a curated record
AGGAAUAUGUCACUUAGUUUUAUCAUUAAUUUAGAAAUGUUUUGUUUUAUAAUGCAUAUUUUAUAAGUUUCGAAUAGUAUAGUUUACAUGUCGCAAAGUGCAAACAUACCCUUAUUCAGAGGGUGAUGACAACUGUAGGUAACAUAGGAAUAGGAUUGUUAAUUCUUAUCAUUGUUUGGAUCAUAGCUCUAAUAUUUUUUGUGAUAUCAGUGCAUCAACAAAGCAACUUAGGGUGGAUAGGAUUAGGUGCUGCGACUGUGCUUACAUUAAUUUUAACCUUGAUCCCCAUUGAGGACAAAUCAAAUAAUCUUAAUGAUCUUGUACCAGAGGAGAAAGAUUAUAGUCAAAUCUACAAAUAUCUCUUGUUGGGGAUUCUAACAACUUGUGCCAUCCUCUCAUUUUUAGUAUUUUUCUUGGGCUUCUGCAUACAGCUGAGAAGGCCCAAAGCACAUUACAAUGUCCAUUUUUAGAGUAUGCAAGCAAGUAUCAAGACUGUUUUCAACAACUGCGCAUUUGAGGAGGCUGAUCACCAUCAAAGAUGAUGAUGAAUUUAUAGCUAAAGUUAUGAACUCUGAUAAUCCUGUUAUAGUUAAUUUUCAUGCAGAAUGGUGCGAACCUUGCCACAUUCUCACGCCGAAAAUGAAAGAACUGAUUGAGCCAAAGGAUAAUAUAGAUUUAGUUAUUGUAGAUGUAGAGAACCAUGCUGAGUUGGUCCACACGUUUGAAGUCAAAGCAGUGCCUGCGGUUAUUGCCGUUCGCAAUGGGCUUGUUGUAGACAAGUUCAUAGGUUUAGUUGAUGCCAACAUGAUUGAAUCUCUCAUUAACAAGCUCGAUUUUAAGAAAUGAACAAUGUUUGUUUUCUCGCUAAUAAAAUAAUUUGUAUUAUGUUUUUCAAUUAAAAUUUUAAUGUAAAAUUUGA